UUUUCUUUCUCUUCUACUUCCUGUUUUUUAUCCUACAUUUUACUGAAAACUCUGUUCAGAGGCGCCUUAUUAUUCCUUCUAACAUCAAAGAAGCAAUUAUGGAAUACCGGAGUGUUUUCCCUUCUUUUCUUUUUUCAGUUUUGAUCCUACUUUAGCUGAAAGAUCUGUCCAAGAGCUCAUUAAUUUUUGCAGUUUUUAUCCUUCUCCUCUGGUUUUUUAUCCAACAUUGAGCUGAAACUUGUCCUUUUAAAGUUGAGAUAACUUUCCUUACUACGUGAAAACAAAGAAGUUACUGAAGGAUACAGUGAUUUAUCACUUUUCCUUCAGUUUCUGAACAGUUGAAAAUCAUCCUAAAAUCCCCCUAGUUAGAGCAAGUGUUUACUUAUUCUCUUCCAUCUGAACAUCAAAUCUUAAAAUAUGAUUUAGUUUUCCUUUUCACGGGAAAACAAAACCUGUCUCUUUUGGCCUUUUGCUUCUCAAAAUAUAACUUUUCUCUGAAAUUAUUUAUUAAAAACUACCAUACAUUUUUCUUCUAGGACUAACGGUGGCCUAAACUGACGGGUGAUUAAACCCUAGCGGAUAAUGGGUCCUACUUCCUGAAUCAGCUAAAAGAUGAAAAGACAAUUAAAGAGUUCAUCCAUCACCGCUGCUCUACCCUUAGCAUUUAUUUGUAUGCAAUUUCUCUGUUACCUUCGCCAAGCCUGGGGUGGAGCUUUUGUUGCGUCGCAUUCUUGAACUUGGAAGUAUCAAAGAUGUCUCUUAAGAUAUUAGAUGAACGACACAAUAAGCGGACAUCUCCGUUUUUGGAUACACCUGCAAGAGGAAUUCAAAGGUCCGCAUUCAUGAAAAGGCUGGCUUGCUGUCACCGUGAAAAGGGGAUUAGUAUAGACUUUGAUGUACAUGAGGGUUUUAUGACAUAUAAUGGCCUUGAGAGCUGUAUCCGGAGCAGUUACGGUUUUGAUGAUGAGAGUGGCACAAGCCGAGGGGAUGGAUUUUGUACAGACUCUUUGGAUGAGGAUGAUUCCAGUUGUUCUUCAAGCAAAGAUGUUUUUGGAUCCUUCUCAUCUCAUUGGUUGCUGGGUAAACAGGAAGAAAAGUGGAGUGAUGAUUGGGAAUCAUGUCAUGGUCUAGGAAGUCUGAACAUUUCACAAAAACCAACUUAUAUGACGAAAACUAUAGAUGUGGAGACCAUGAAAGAAAGGUUUGCUAAGCUUUUACUGGGUGAAGACAUGUCUGGAGGCUGCAGAGGACUCAACACUGCCUCGGCUUUAUCAAAUGGCAUAACAAACCUUGCAGGUUCCACUUUUGGGGAACUAUGGAAAUUGGAGCCAUUAUCUGAAGAGAGGAAGACCAAAUGGGUAAAGGAGAUGGAUUGGUUGCUCUCUCCAGCUAGUUACAUGGUGGAACUGGUCCCUGCUAAGCAAAGUGAUGCAAAUGGACGAAGUCUUGAGAUAAUGACCCCUCGUGCUCGUUCAGACAUCCACAUGACUCUUCCAGCACUGAGAAAGCUCGACUCCCUGCUUAUUGAAACACUAGACGCAAUGGUAGAUACAGAGUUUUGGUAUGCGGAAGGAGGGAGCAGAAGAGAGAACAGAAGCAGGAGUGCGAAAACGAGUAUGAAAUGGUGGCUUCCUCUUCCAAGAGUCCCUUUAUCUGGUCUAUCACCAGAAGCCAGGAAAAAAUUAGGGUUUAGGAGAAACUGCAUUAGUCAAGUGUUCAAAGCUGCAAAAGCCAUAAACGAGCAGGUCUUGUUAGAAAUGCCCGUUCCACCAGCUUUCUUGGAUACACUUCCUAAGGCAGGUAGGACAAGCCUUGGAGAAGUUCUUUACAGAGCCAUAUGCACAGAGCCAUGCAGGCCUGAAGAAGUGGUGAAUUUGCGAGAAAUGGAAACCGAGGAUGGGGCAUUAGAGGCAGCAAACAGAUUGCAGACAGCCAUUCUAAUGUGGAAACAGCGGAUAACAUCAGCUUCCAGUGAGGGAAAGGUUGGUGUUCUGAAUUCUUGGUCGUUAGUGAGAGAUUCCGAGGCUGAAUUGGAUAAGAAGGAAGUGUAUUUAGAGAGGGCUAAAGCUGUUAUGUAUCAUCUGAAGCGCAAGUUCCAAAGAAUGCCACAGACCUUUCUUGACAUGACCAAGGUCCAGCACAAUAAGGAUAUUGGGCAUUCCAUUUUAGAAGCCUAUUCCAGGGUCCUUGAAGGCUUGGCAUUCAGCAUACUCUCAAGGAUUGAAGACAUCCUGCAAGAAGAUGACAUGGUUAAGAGCUCCCUCAAGCCCCAAACGAACCAAACUCAUGAUAAUAAACCGAUUGAAAGUACAGUGACUGAAGCAGGUCAUCAAUAUCAUAGGGGAGAAGAAUCCCUUGUCAAUCACUUAAAUGGAGACCACUCUCCUGAAUCCAACGAAUUCAGUGGAGAAGUUUGUGGCGGUGUUUCUCUUGUGAGAUCUCCUCUUCGCUAAUGAUCACAAAAAUGGAAAGUAGAAAUUAUAAUAAGAUGUUCUUCGCCUCACUCGCCAACAUCAAGCGGAAGGCUAUGGGUGGUGACUGAUUUUUUUAUUUAUAAUGAUUAUACCUCUGGUUUUAAGAGCAUACAUGAUGGUGUUUGGUAGAGAAAAUGGUGAUGAUACAUUGGAGGUGAUCCAUGUCCUUUCAAACAAGUCAGAAUCUCUUGUAGAUGGAGAAGGGUGUUGGGGGAGGAGACUAGUGCUUGUCCAUGAGAUUUCAGGGAGGGAGUGAGACUAAUGCAAGAUGUUAUCCCCCUCCUUGUCAGAAUUAUUGUAUAAAAAUAAUAUUUUAUUUCGAAAUAAUAUAAGUACCAUUUACUAGGCAUG
This is a messenger RNA of Amborella trichopoda, 2825 nucleotides long. It is a transcript of the gene ROPGEF14, whose product is annotated as RHO guanyl-nucleotide exchange factor 14. The record is from RefSeq and is a predicted model, not a curated record. NCBI's taxonomy places the organism in Eukaryota, Viridiplantae, Streptophyta, Magnoliopsida, Amborellales, Amborellaceae. Gene Ontology annotation, molecular function: guanyl-nucleotide exchange factor activity.